Spodoptera littoralis (African cotton leafworm) is the source of this 526-nucleotide messenger RNA. The record is from the annotation of a GenBank genome assembly. Lineage: Eukaryota; Metazoa; Arthropoda; Insecta; Lepidoptera; Noctuidae.
AUGUCUAUUCAAUGGACAUGUAUUGCUGGCUUCCUCUACUUCGAAGUCGCUGUCGUCAUCAUAAUGAUGCUGCCUAUAUUUAGCCCUAGAAGAUGGAAUCAGUUCUUCAAGUCAAGAUUAUUUUUUAUGGUGCAACAUCAUGCUGGGGCUUACUUCUAUGUGUUGUUAGGUGUUUUAACUUUAUUCCUGGUUGAUGCCAUAAGAGAAAUGAGGAAAUACGCUGGAGAUGCUGGUGCUCAUAUUCAUUUAGCAAGUGAAUUAAAAGGCAGUGUGAAGCUGUUUAGAGCUCAGAGAAACUUUUACAUAACAGGCUUUGCGAUUUUCCUAGCCUUUGUUAUUCGUAGGCUAGUCAACAUGUUAAUAAUUCAGGAUGAACUAACUAAAAAGGCUGAGAAAAUUAUAAAAGAGGCAGAAGCUACAGUAAAGCUUGCAAAGAGUACUGUUAUGGCUGCUAAACCUGAUGCCUCAUCUCAAAAUGAAACUGAAGAGCUCAAAACUAAACUGGAACAGGCGCAGGAUUCGUUGA